UCCCGGUGGAUCUGCUCCCCUGGCAGACACGCGUCUAGCUGCUCUCCAACACGUGGGGUGUCCCCCGUCCUCCUGCCUCAUUAUCCUUCUAAAUCAGAGUCUUUCCUGCUGUCUAAGCCACAUCCCCUGGCUGCAGCUUAAUCCUGAGAUUUCUUACCCAGCCUGCAGCGACAAGAGGAACAUUAUUCCCUUUGUCUCUGCUGCAGCCAUGUUUUGAAACCUGUUGCCAUGUCUCCCCUCAGCCUCCCCUAUUUCUUCAUCCUUUGCUCCACAGCCCACAUGUUCAAGGUCUCUUAUCUGAGCCUUGUUACCGUCUGGGCGCCUUCCUCGUGAGCUGUGUCCUCGUGGGGCCGGCCUUGGGCCGGCCUUGCUGCUGUGGGGGAGGAAGGAUGAUUCCUGCGUCCUAUCGGGUGGCCCUGACAGCCUGUUCCCCUCGCGAGGCGUUUGUUCUUUCUGCAGCUCUGGGCCCGACUCGCGUUCGCCUGGUGAUUCACUGCAACGCGCCGAUCCUCUGCUGCGGAGCUGUUGCCCUUCCUCAGCUUGUACGGACGUGGGGAAUCGCUCCGGCCUUGGAGCCGUGCCCCUUGCCAGGCUGAAUCCCGCGGUCUCGGACGGCUCUCCCAGGGCACUGGGAUCCUUCUGAACUUUCUGCCUGGGAGUCAAAAGAUGAUACACAAACGAACGAAGCGAAAAAGGCCGAGAAGCGUUGCGAUAUGCCCGAGGGGCUGGAGGCUGGGGUUCAAAGGGGAGGCGGCAUCGGGAUUUUGUGCUUAGCGUGGGGCUCAGGAGAAACUCUGCCAUAUUCCCCACCAUGGGUGACAUGAAAACUCCAGAUUUCGAUGACCUUCUGGCAGCUUUCGAUAUUCCUGACAUCGACACGAACGAGGCCAUCCAUUCCGGCCAUGAGGAAGCUGAUGCUCACAUCAAGCAAGUCCCUGGGGAGCCGGGACCCCCUGACCACGUCCUCCCCCACACAGACAUCACCGCCGUCAGCGUGAUUGUGAAGAACACCGUCUGCCCCGAGCAGCUCGAUGCCCUGGAUGGGCGCAGCAAAGAUGGGCACGUCAUCGGGCCCCGCUUGCUGCAGAAUGGCUUUGGGGCCACCGAGAUGCCCAGGUCCCCCACCUCCAGGUCCGUGGAAGCUGUGGCAUCCUCCAACGGGGAGUGCUGGGUGAAGGAAAAAGGCCCCAAGCCCCUGGAUAUCUUCUCCCAUUUUAGCCCCGAUCCCAACGAAGACAACGCUGCCAACCUGAUUGACAGACCCCGGGAGUGUAAGCCGAAAGAGAAAUCCCUCGCCGUGCCCUCCCUGUCCCCAUCUCCCACCCCGUCGCUGGACUGCAAGGAGCCCAUGGGAGAGAGCGCGGACAGCCUGCCCCCGGCCUUCCCCCAGCCCUUCGAAACGGGCCAGGCGGGGGGUGCGAGCGGGUCCCCUCCUACCAUCCCCUGCAUCAAAAAAGAGGAGUCUGACUCGGAGGAGGUGGGCCGCGAGGCCAGCCCGAAGGGUUUGGCUGCAGCCUUGGGUGACAGUCCCUUGGAUCACCUGAAAUCGGUCACCGUGCGCUACUCCACGGAUGAUUCUCCCAUCGCGUCCUGGCCCGGUUCUGACCCAAACCUCGACAGCAGCACCAGCAACCUUCCUGAAGUGAAGCGCUCGCCCGCCAGCCCCCGGGAGCCCUUCUUCAAGCCUUCCUCGCCGGUGGUACAGAGCCCCAGGCUCCCCGCUUCCCCAAAGCAGCUGGACAGCAUCACCCUCAAGGAAGAGCAAGAAGUUCUGGAUAAGUCGAUGGGAAGCCCGCAGAGUAUGUCCAGUGCUGAGGAAGAGGAGGAGGAAGAAGACAACAACAAUGAUUCCCCUUCUUCCAAUUCCUCGCGGCCCCUGAAAGUGCGGAUUAAAACCAUCAAAACAUCUUGUGGCAGCAUCACCCGGACGGUGACCAGGGUCUCGUCGGAUUCAGAGCCGGGCUCCACCAAGGGCCCGGCCGAGCAGAGCUCGCAGGAGACUUCCCUUGAAAGCGCUGGCUUCUCCGCGUCGGCAGAGAAGGAGGAAGGGAUCGUACUGGAGGUGCCCAAGGAGAAAAUGGAGCUCUCCAGCCCCUUGAAAACCAUCGAGGGGCCAAAAAUCGUCAGUGUUCAGCUUGGCAAUGGCACCAAGCUCAAAGGGACUGUCCUGCCCGUCUCCACCAUCCAGAACGCCAGCAGCGCCAUGCUGAUCGCUGCCAGCGUGGCUCAGCAAAAGUCCGUGGUGCUGCCGGCGAAGACGGGUAAAGCCGUGGCCAAGAACAUCAUCAACCUGGUGCCACAGACCCUGCCCAAAGCCGACACCAGGACCAACGUCAGCACCGUGACGCAGACCACCACCAUCACCACCACGGCCAACCAGAAAGUCAACGGCACCACAGUUGUGAUGGUGCAGCCGCAGAAGCCCUCCCCUACCAUCGCAGGCACGGUCAUUUCCAGGAGCCAGUCCAGCCUCGUGGAAGCCUUCAACAAGAUCCUCAACAGUAAAAACCUCUUGCCAACGUACAAACCCAACCUGAAUCCUCCGGCUGAUGCGAGCCUCACCCUGCCUCCCUUCGGGUACCGCUGCCUGGAGUGCGGGGACUCCUUUGCCCUGGAGAAGAGCUUGGCUCGCCACUACGACCGGCGAAGCAUGCGCAUCGAGGUAACCUGCAACCACUGCACCAAGCGCCUCGUCUUCUUCAACAAGUGCAGUUUGCUCCUGCACGCCCGGGAGCACAAGGACAAAGGCCUGGUGAUGCAGUGCUCCCAUUUGGUCAUGAGGCCCAUUGCUUUGGAUCAGAUGAUCGGGCAGCCAGACAUCACCCCCCUGGUCUCGGUGACCUCCUUCCCCGCUAGCAAAGUGGCCGGCGUGGCUCAGGACGCCCUGGCCACAGCCAACGGGGCUCAGGACCUCCCCAUCCUGCCUCUGAGCAACAGCUCGGAGCAGACCAACUACAGCUGCUUCAGGUGCCUGGAGUGCAAAGAGCAAUGCAAAGACAAAGCCGGGCUGGCCGCGCAUUUCCAGCAGGCAGUGACCACGGGGACGACCAGCAGCACGGUUUGCACAACGUGUCCCAUGAUCAUGUCCAACCGCUGCAGCUUUAACGCCCAUCAGCGGAUGCACAAAAACCGGCCUCCCCACGUCUGCCCCGAGUGCGGAGGGAAUUUCCUCCUGGCGAACUUCGAGACCCACCUGAAGGAGGCCUGCCUGCACUUCUCCCGCAGAGUGGGGUACAGGUGUCCCAGCUGCGCUGUGGUCUUCGGUGGGGUCAACUCCAUCAAGUCCCACAUCCAGACCUCCCACUGCGAGGUGUUCCACAAGUGCCCCAUCUGCCCCAUGGCGUUCAAGUCGGCCCCCAGCGCCCACGCGCAUGUCUACACGCAGCACCCUGGCUUCAGCAACCAGCAGUCCAAAAUGAUUUACAAGUGUGCAAUGUGCGACACGGUCUUCACCCACAAGCCCCUGCUCUCCUCCCACUUCGACCAGCAUCUGCUCAACCAGCGGGUCAGCGUCUUCAAGUGUCCGGACUGCCCGCUGCUCUUCGCCCAGAAGCGCACCAUGCUGGAGCACCUCAAGAACACUCAUCAGCCCCAGAAGCCCAAGGAAGACCUGGCAAAGAAGGCGGCUGUCCUGCUCACGCCGAAGCAGGAGCCUGUCGAAACCCCCGUGUCCAAGAUCUCGGAGGAGUCGUCGUCCUCCACGGAGGAGGAUGAGCCCCCCAGCUCCCCGGAGCUGCGCAAGACCAAGCGAAGCCGCUUCCAGCGCAAGACGGUCAACAAGUCGAAGGGCAGCGGGUGGACGUGCAGCGUUUGCCACUCCUGGUUCCCGGAGCGCGACGAGUACGUCUCCCACAUGAAGAAGGACCACGGCAAGUCGGUGAAGAAGUUCCCGUGCCACCUGUGCGAGCGUUCGUUCUGCUCCGCUCCCAGCCUCCGGAGACACGUGCGAGUGAAUCACGAGGGGAUCAAGCGCGUCUAUCCCUGCCGGUACUGCACAGAGGGGAAACGGACCUUCAGCAGCCGGCUCAUCCUGGAGAAACACAUCCAGGUGCGACACGGCAUCAAGGUGACCGACCAGACGAAGAGCCAGGAGGUCGUUAUCGCCCGGAUAGGGACCGGCACCGCGCAGGUGUCCAGUCGGAAGCGGAAACUGUCCUCGGAUGAGGGCGACUCGUGCAGCGAGGAGCCCGACAGCACCACCCCCCCCUCCAAAAACCCCAAGGGCGACCGCAAGGCCCCCUUCCGCUGCCGAAAAUGCGGUUACCUCGCCAGCAGCUCCGCUGACUUCCAGGAGCACAUCCCCCAGCACCGGACUGACGAGAGCUCCCACCAGUGCCGGGAGUGCGGGCUCUGCUUCACCUCCCAGGUCUCCCUCAACCGCCACCGCUUCAUCACCCACAAGAAGAAGAAGGGAGCGGGCGAGGUGGAGGAACCGGGGCCCCGCAGCCCCCUGGAAGGAGGCGCCCAGCACGCGGCCGACGGCAAGCUCUCCUGCAAGGUGUGCGGCCGCUGCUUUGACAGCCAGCUCAACCUCAAGACGCACUUCCGCACCCACGGCAUGGCCUUCAUCCGCGCCCGGCAGAACGCGAGCCCCGAGAACUAGGGCCCCGGCAGAGGGGGAGCGAGACGUGUACAGAAGGAGCACCGAGCUCCGCGCCGCUGGCGCCCGCCUGGGCCCCCCUCCCUCCCCUCCCGCCCGCCCUCCCUCCCCUGGGCAGCGUUUCGGCGUGGGGCUGGCUGAAGGAGCCGUGAAGCGAGACGAGAAGCCGGCCUGAUGCCACGGGCCUGGCUCGCUGAGGGGCUCGGCCCCCCGGGUUCUGGGCGAGGGCCGGGGGAAGGCAGGAGUGCGGCUGCCUGAGGGCACAGGAGAGGAAGGGCAGAGCCCGGACUCGCUGCACUGCGACCGAAAGGUUUGUCGGCUGCUCCGCCCUCCCGUGGGGACGCGACCCGCCCCACAGCCACGCGUGUCUGUGGGGAGGGGCAGUGGCCUUCCUCCCGCGGGGAUGAGGAUGACACCCUGUGCCCCGCGGCUCUUCCCGGCUGCCCUGUCCGUGCUGGCAGCGAAGCCCGGCCGAGGAUGGAGCCGUCUGUGCUGACAAUAACGUCGCAGCAAAAUCCACCUUUUUUUUUUUUUUUUGGAUUUUUUUCCCUUUUUUUUUUUUUUUUUUUUUUUUUCUUUCUCUUUUUGAAUGUUGCUUGUUUCGUAUUUUGCCGGGACCUGCGGGGUCUCCCAUCGUCGCAGACGCCCCAGCCCCUCCCGGGCUCCGCUCACCGGCCCGAGGUCCCUGUCACCGUCACUUGCACUAACGGGGCGGCGUUGGCCUUCGGACGGUCACCGCUUCGGGGCCCUGGCCGGCACCUUCCCCGCGGAGGAGGAGGAGGAGGAGGAGGAAGAGGCUGUCGUUUGCAGAGGAGAAGCAGAAGCCAAACGUGGGUCUCUGGGUGAGAUGGGUGCGAGCCCGGUGGCACCGUCACCCCCAGCGAGGGGGGGGCUCUCCCCACACCCCGGCUGCCGACGCCCGUUACGGACCCAAACGCUGACGGUGAGUCUCGGGGGGCUUUUCCCAGGGGCGCUGGUGUCACCCACGGCCGCCCCCCCCCUCCCGCCCGGGCCUGCAGCCGGGCUCGGCUUCACCGCCUGCUCCUCUUCCUCGGCCCCGGCGCCGCGGGGCCACCACCGCGUCCCGCAGGACCUGCGUGCGGGGAAGGAGGAAAAAAAAAAAAAAAAAAAACCAAAACAAAAAAAAAAAAAACAGCCGCAAAAGAAACUUUCUACUUGUUCUGUUUGUUUAGCGCCUGUGCUUGGGGUAGGGUGUUUGUGUGAGUAAUUAUUUCAGUAACUUAACUUUGGGCUCCUUAUUUGUGAAUAACCUCUAACACGCUGUGUAAAGUUGUAUCAUACACUAAAAGUGACAAAAAAAAAAAACAAACUACUGUUGUGAUUUUGGGUUUUGGUUUGUUUUGUUUUCUUAUUUUCUGGGGUGGGGAAAGCUUGUUUGCUGGGGUUGGGGUUUGGUUUCUUUUUUUUUUCCCCCCCUUUUUUUUUUUUUUUCUCCUUUUUUUUUAAGUGCAAGGGGCUAAUCCUCCCCUCACUGCAGGUGGAUUCAGCUGAACGGCACGCAGAGGCAGGCAGGGGGGGCUUUUAAAAUAAAAGGAGAAAAAAAUAAAAAAAGUGACCAGCAGUUCCCCCAGCCCAGGUGCCCCCCCCCCCCCAGCGCUGAGCCUCCCUGCUGCGUCCCCCCCAGCGCGUGGGGCUGUGAACGUGUAAAUGAUGUUUAAUAAUAGAGAAGACCCUAAAGUUUCUACGAGUUUUAGAGGAAGGAAACAAAACAAAUUGCUUUGUAAUCUUGGUUUUCAAGCACUUCAGUGCCUUUAGAUCGACUUCUGUUGAGGCGGGUGGGGGGCGGCUGUUCUGGGGUUUAGGGGUUGUGAUUCUGCUACAGUAAAACUACGGGCACUGCAAGAGGCUCUCAGGUAUCCUUUAUUCUUGUAGUAAUAAUGCAAUUAAACUUUUAGUGGUUUAA
Tyto alba (common barn owl) is the source of this 6524-nucleotide messenger RNA. RefSeq names its product zinc finger protein 687 (gene ZNF687). The transcript is spliced from 9 exons. The record is from RefSeq and is a predicted model, not a curated record. Bases 812 to 4603 code for a protein of 1263 amino acids. NCBI's taxonomy places the organism in Eukaryota, Metazoa, Chordata, Aves, Strigiformes, Tytonidae.